AUGGAUGGAUCCACAUCUGUUGGAAGGUGGAGAGGGAAGCAAGGAUGGAUCCUCCGAUCCAGACGGAGUACUUGCGCUCUGGUGGGGCGAUGA
Messenger RNA from Caenorhabditis briggsae, 93 nucleotides. Lineage: Eukaryota; Metazoa; Nematoda; Chromadorea; Rhabditida; Rhabditidae. The record is from RefSeq and is a predicted model, not a curated record. The coding region runs from base 1 to 93 and encodes 30 amino acids. The transcript is spliced from 2 exons.